CGACUGCGAAAGGAGGGUAGCACGUAGACGAUCUUGUCAUUGACAUACCCAAACAGGCAUGCUUUUUGCAUGUUGUUAGCCAUGGUUUGUUGCGCAGCAAUUCGCCCACCAUGAGAUCAGUUUUGCGAGCCUCGAAGCUCUGCGCGGCGGCGACACGUCCUGCGCCAGGCCAUGGCUUCGCAACAUCCUCCCCGUCCGCCUACCAGGCGACACUUGUGAGGUAUUCUACCAGGAAAUACUCACCUCCCGACCGCAAAACAUCCAAAUACGACGUCUUCAGGAACAUGAUUCUCACUCAGUUCAACGUCGUCAUUGACAACAUGGGACGUUGGUCAGAGACCAAUACCGAGUACCGCAACUUUGGCGUUCGAAGCGAGUAUGGCCUCAAUAACGAGAUCGCCCUAUUCCGCGACACCAUACAAAAAGCGAUUGGCUUGGCCAACAAGGGUGCAACAUUACGCAAGGAGAACCCGUUGUUCUGGUCCCUACGAAACGCCUUCAUCCGUGGCGAUGUCAAGGGCCUGACGGCAGAGCUGCGAUACUCGUUCCAGAGCUUCAUGCUAAGAUCGAAACUGACACACUCGACGGCGCGGCAGAGGAAGUUGGCUGAUUUGCGGUAUCCAAUGGAAUGGUUCCCCGCCACACGAGCCAUGCAGCGCACUAUUCACCUACACGUUGGGCCGACGAACUCUGGAAAGACGUAUCGGGCGUUGCAGGCCCUGAUGAACUCCAAGUCCGGUAUUUAUGGAGGACCUCUUCGUCUCCUGGCCCACGAGAUCUACUCUCGGUUCCAGGCCAACGGGAAGCCUUGCGCCAUGGUCACAGGCGAGGAACAGCGGAUACCGGAUGCCGACAAUUACUUCAUCAGCUGCACCGUCGAGAUGACACCUCUGAAUCGAAUUGUUGAUGUGGCGGUAAUAGACGAGAUUCAGAUGAUUGGUCAUGAUGAGCGAGGGCGGGCGUGGACUCAGGCACUUCUUGGCGUCAUGGCGAAAGAGGUCCAUCUCUGCGGCGAAGAACGAGUUGUCGACCUCAUCAAGUCCAUCUGCUCAAGUAUCGGCGAUAAGUGCAUUGUUCACCGGUAUGAAAGACUUAGUCCGUUGCAAACGAUGGAGAAGAGUCUCGGCAACGAUCUUUCCAACCUGGAAAAGGGCGAUGCCGUUGUGGCUUUCACGCGUGUCAAUCUUCAUGGUCUGAAGAACGCCAUCGAGGAGACAACCGGCCGUCGAUGCGCUAUUGUCUACGGUUCACUGCCACCCGAGACUCGAGCGCAGCAGGCAGCUCUGUUCAACGAUCCCAACAAUGACUACGAUUUCUUGGUGGCUAGCGAUGCCAUCGGCAUGGGCCUGAACCUAGAGAUCAAACGCGUCAUCUUUGAGACGUCAAUGAAGCACGACGGUACACAGCAUCGCACGCUGACAACAUCCGAAAUCAAACAAAUUGGUGGCAGAGCAGGAAGAUACAAAACUGCUCGGCAGGCAGCUACUGCAACGAGUGAUAAAGCCAACCAAGUUGAAGAGAAGAAGGUUGGCUACGUUACAACGCUUGCUGACGAGGAUUUGCCCGCGAUUGCAAAGGGGUUCAACACCGAAACGGCACCGCUCGAGGCUGCAGGUAUUCACCCCCCAUCGCACAUUAUCGAGCAGUUCGCCGAAUACUUCCCUCCCGAUACGCCUCUCAGCUUCAUCCUCUUGCGAUUGCGCGAACUUGCGCCCGUCUCGGAGCGCUUCACAGUCUAUGUUCCUGAGAUCAGCGCCAAGAUCGCAGACACCAUCCAGGAGUUCCCCUUGACGAUUCAGGACAGCAUCACCGUUCUUCACGCGCCAAUCUCACUUCGGGAGCAGGGACAGAUGGACCUUCUCAAGGCCAUUGCCAAGUGCAUCUCGACGAGGAGCAACGGCGCCCUGUACGAUAUUCAGCCCAUCCAGCUGGAGCUGCUCGACGCCACGCUCGACGACUUCAACAAUCAGGGAAGACGGUACCUUCACGCCAUCGAGUCCCUGCACGCGGCCAUCACCUUGUACUUGUGGGUGAGCUACCGCUUCCCCAAUAUCUUCACGAGUCAGGCGCUUGCGUUCCACGUCAAGGACGCAGUCGAGGAAAAGAUUGAGUUCUAUCUCGAGACCAACGCCGUCUUCGAUCCUGAGGUGCACACCAAGGUCCGUGAGAAACGACGCAGGGAGGCGAGGGCGAAAGAUAUGAAGGCGGAGAUGGAGGUGGAGCUACGCAGACUCCAAGAAGAGGAAGACGAAAUUAGUGCAGAGAAGCUCGCUGGUCUCGCGCCUUCUGAGAAUGACUCAAUCGUUUUCGACCAGAGCUCUGCGGGGCUCGAUGAGCCUCUGGUGGUGGAUGAGAGCGAUUAUGAGACCGGGCUGAAAGACGAGGAGGAGAAGCCGAAAGAGGAGUCUGCCGUCUAACAGGACAGUCUCAGACUGGAGGCUGACAAGGAGCUCCGGGAGCUUCAUCAGAUGUAAAACAAUGUAGUCUUGUAGCUACACUCACUUGUAUAAUAUUCUGUCUGGUUGCACAGGCAAAGCAUAUCGAAAGGCAUGAGUAGGGAGGCUUGGUUGGGGCCUUGUACACUACAACACGGACACAGAAG
Molecule: messenger RNA, 2602 nt
Organism: Colletotrichum scovillei
Lineage: Eukaryota; Fungi; Ascomycota; Sordariomycetes; Glomerellales; Glomerellaceae
Exons: 2
Coding region: 111-2417 (768 amino acids)
Biological process (GO): RNA catabolic process; mitochondrial RNA 3'-end processing
Cellular component (GO): mitochondrial degradosome
Molecular function (GO): hydrolase activity, acting on acid anhydrides; RNA helicase activity; ATP binding
Source: RefSeq, a predicted model, not a curated record